UUCUUCCUCCUUUUUUUUUGAGCCCAGGCUCUGCUCUCUGGGGGGGUGGGGGGCGCGCCGAGCCGGGGGAGCCGUGCCAGCCGAGUCGUGCGCGGGGCUGUGGCAGGGAACGGGCUGCCACCACCAUGGGAUGUACUCUGAGCGCCGAGGAGAGAGCCGCCCUGGAGCGCAGCAAGGCGAUUGAGAAAAACCUCAAAGAGGAUGGCAUCAGCGCCGCCAAAGACGUCAAAUUACUCCUGCUCGGGGCUGGAGAAUCGGGGAAAAGCACCAUUGUGAAGCAGAUGAAGAUCAUCCAUGAGGAUGGCUUCUCCGGAGAAGAUGUCAAGCAGUACAAGCCUGUGGUCUACAGCAACACCAUUCAGUCCCUGGCGGCCAUUGUCCGGGCCAUGGAUACUCUGGGCAUCGAAUAUGGGGACAAGGAGAGGAAGGCGGAUGCCAAGAUGGUGUGUGACGUGGUGAGCCGGAUGGAAGACACGGAACCGUUCUCGCCAGAGCUGCUCUCAGCCAUGAUGCGGCUCUGGGGUGACUCAGGGAUCCAGGAGUGCUUCAACCGCUCUCGGGAGUAUCAGCUCAAUGACUCUGCCAAAUACUACCUGGACAGCCUGGACCGGAUUGGGGCGGCCGACUACCAGCCCACUGAGCAAGACAUCCUCCGGACCAGGGUCAAGACCACGGGCAUCGUAGAGACCCACUUCACCUUUAAGAACCUCCACUUCAGGCUGUUUGAUGUCGGGGGCCAAAGGUCUGAACGCAAGAAGUGGAUCCACUGCUUUGAGGACGUGACGGCCAUCAUCUUCUGUGUUGCCCUCAGUGGCUAUGACCAGGUGCUGCAUGAAGACGAGACCACGAACCGCAUGCAUGAGUCUCUCAUGCUCUUCGACUCCAUCUGUAACAACAAGUUCUUCAUCGAUACCUCCAUCAUUCUCUUCCUCAACAAGAAAGAUCUCUUUGGGGAGAAGAUCAAGAAGUCUCCUUUGACCAUCUGCUUUCCUGAGUACACAGGCCCCAACACCUAUGAAGAUGCAGCCGCCUACAUCCAAGCACAAUUUGAAAGCAAAAACCGCUCACCCAACAAAGAAAUUUAUUGUCACAUGACUUGUGCCACAGACACGAAUAAUAUCCAGGUGGUAUUUGACGCCGUCACCGACAUCAUCAUUGCCAACAACCUCCGGGGCUGCGGCUUAUACUGACCUCUUGUCUGGUAUAGCAACCCUCUUUGACUGCUUCAUGGACUGUGCUGGUGACGUUGAGCUCCUGCUAGCAUGACCUUUGGCCUUUGUAAAGACACAGCCUUUCUGUACCGAGCCCCUGUCUGACCCACGACCCCAGAGUGACUGACGGCUGUGUAUUUCUGUAGAAUGCUGUAGAAUUUGGUUUUAGUUGAAUCUUUACAUUUAGUAUUUGAAAGGAAAACAAACAAAAAAAAACAUUAAUCAUGUGCUUUGUAGCUUAAAGAAAAGAGAGAGAGGAAGAAGGAAAACUCAUCCUUUCAUCCAUUAUUUCCUUUUUGAAGGAACUAAAGAAAUACAUCUGCCCCUUGCCUGCCCUCCUGCCCCAGCUCCAUGCCACCGCUAUGUGCCAGGCCGCUUCCAGAAGCCUCUGGCUGUUAGCACCGAGCCCACCCCAACCCCAGCCCCCACAUACACAUCUUCUGCCCUCCUAAGCCAUGUCACAUGCUCACUCCAGGUUUGUAUAGAAAAAGCACAGCUCUCUCUGGCCAAUAGCUGCCAAAAAGGAGACCCAUCGUUAUGUAUAGAGCCCACUAGAAACCAACUGUCCCGCCAAGACCUUCUCCAAAACUCUGCUCAUCUUUCUCCAGCAGUUUCUGGUUUGUUUUUCCUCCUCUUCGUCCUGAUGAACAAACACUAUCACAGACCCAGGCAGUGCCCUGUCUCUGGGGAAUGGGUACUUUUCCCCAGGGCCUCUGCCUUUCCCUCUUGAUGGCUGCUCCGUGUGUGCCCCCAUCCACCCUCUCCUUUGUUUCAGUGACUGUGUUUGAUCUCUCUCACGUGGGGAUGUGUGUGCUGCAGAUAAAAAGAAGAGAAAAAAUUUAAAUACCACAAGAUGGGGAGGGGGGAACAAAUAAAAAACUUAAAAAGAGGUUGGGAUGUAGGUGUUUACAAGAAAGUCAGUUUUCAUGAUCGGUCCUAUGUCAUUUCUACUUUGACUCGUCUCCAGACCUCUUCACGGCUUCACUUUUCAGACUUAAUAUAUGCUGAAGAAGACCAGUCACAGCCAUUUCUCAAGAUUAAAGAGGAGGCAAAAAUUAAAAAAAAUACAAAAUACACAAAAAUUGAAAAUACAGGAAAAAAAACUUGAAAAAAAAAAAAAGGAAAAUAAAUCCCACGGGUCUUUCUAAGCCUUUCUAUUCCCAAUCGGUGAGGUUUCUGUGAUACUUAACACACUGCCAGUCUACUUCUCUGACUAAUGGAAAUUCAUGUGUAGCUCAAUAAAGAGAAUGUUUGUCUGUA
Molecule: messenger RNA, 2471 nt
Organism: Suncus etruscus (white-toothed pygmy shrew)
Lineage: Eukaryota; Metazoa; Chordata; Mammalia; Eulipotyphla; Soricidae
Gene: GNAO1
Product: G protein subunit alpha o1
Exons: 9
Coding region: 126-1190 (354 amino acids)
Biological process (GO): G protein-coupled dopamine receptor signaling pathway; adenylate cyclase-modulating G protein-coupled receptor signaling pathway
Cellular component (GO): heterotrimeric G-protein complex
Molecular function (GO): corticotropin-releasing hormone receptor 1 binding; G protein-coupled serotonin receptor binding; G-protein beta/gamma-subunit complex binding
Source: RefSeq, a predicted model, not a curated record